Lachancea fermentati is the source of this 707-nucleotide messenger RNA. NCBI's taxonomy places the organism in Eukaryota, Fungi, Ascomycota, Saccharomycetes, Saccharomycetales, Saccharomycetaceae. The record is from the annotation of a GenBank genome assembly.
AUGUCGGAAAAACUGUACACUGAGGAACAAGAGAAGCUCACUCUUUCGAUUUUGGGGAAAGAUAAGCACGCCUUCUACGAGAUGCUGGAGGUAGAUCGAAAAGCUUCGGAUAAUGAAAUUAAAAAGGCGUACCGGAAGCUUGCGAUUCGAUUGCAUCCGGACAAGAACAGCCACCCUCGGGCAAGUGAAGCAUUCAAGAAGAUUAACAGGGCUUUUGAAGUGUUGAGUGAUGAGCAGAAAAGACAGAUGUUCGACCAGCUGGGGCGGGAUCCUGAUGACAGAGCGGCUGCUGCCGCUAGAGAUCCAUUUGCGGGCAGUAGUAGUGGGUUUCAAGGCAACAGUGGCUUCGCACCUGAAGGUAUGUUCUUCAGACGAGCAGCUGGUGGCCCACCGGAGGACAUUUUUGAUUUUUUGUUUAAUGCACAUGCCGCGGGCGGUGGUCAUCCAUUCAAUAGUCCAUUUGGCGGUCCUUUUGGGGGACCUUUUGAGGGGCCGUUUGGGAGAGGUGCUACCUUCACGUUCGGAGGCCCCAGUGGCUUUAGAGUUUACACUAACGGGCAAGGCACACAGGGGAUAGACAAACUGCCAAUAGACAACAGGAACAAACGGAAGAUCAGGAACAAAUGCAGCAAAUUGUGAGGAUAUUAAUACCUAUAUUACUCAUUUUGUUUCUCCCCAUGUUGGAAAGACUUCUUUUUGGGGCCUGA